Molecule: messenger RNA, 2079 nt
Organism: Priapulus caudatus
Lineage: Eukaryota; Metazoa; Priapulida; Priapulimorpha; Priapulimorphida; Priapulidae
Product: putative defense protein 3
Exons: 3
Coding region: 162-791 (209 amino acids)
Molecular function (GO): oxidoreductase activity, acting on metal ions
Source: RefSeq, a predicted model, not a curated record
UACGCCCUCCUGUCACACAGUGCAACUAGCGGCGAGAGGCAGUGUCACGUACUCGGCUGACAAAGCCCAAACAACUCGUUAGCCGCUGUUAACCACUUUUCCGCCGACGAGACCGCCAGUUGCCGUUCGCGUCGCAGCACAGACGGACAAAAUUCGCCGAGAUGGCGCAAGCGAGCUCAACGAUAACGCUAGCGCUACUACUGAUGAUCACGCUCACUGCUGGCUACCACACGGGCGCGCCGACGUCACGCUGUGACAGCAUGACGCCCGGACAUAUAAUUGGGAGCCAGACCAGUGAGCCACCCUACACAGUGAUGCCAGAUCGCAGCUCCUACACAGCCAACGACAUCAUCAUAGUCACCAUCCAAGCAAACAACGGCGUGACCUUCAAAGGCUUCAUGCUACAAGCGCGAGACCAGAGCGGUGCCAGCGUCGGAGAGUUUACAACUGUCGACACAGCCACCAAGCUGACAGAAUGCUCCGGCGCAGCUGCCGUCACCCACGACGACGGGAGUAGGAAGACAAUCAAGAGCUUCACGUGGAAAGCUCCAGCUGAGCCGGGAACCGGUGCUGUCACGUUCUUUGCUACAAUUGUUCAGAGGUUUACAACAUACUGGGUAAAGGUACCAUCUCCGGCCAUAGCAGAGACGACUGCCACGGAAAUAAGAAUUAUUCCACAAUCAGACCGAGUACAGAACAAUGACGAGGAGAAAACGACAGGCUCGCCACCCAGUGUUGUUUCAAACAAUAGAUCGAUUUUACGUAAUCUAUGGGAGAAAUUUUUUGGUUGAACUGUGUUAGAACAGCUGCCGCUAAUGACUUAGCCGCCGCUUAGCAUACAGUUGCCUCUUCACUCAGAAACUGAGCAACAAAAGGACUGCGUUGCUUGCUUGAAAACUGGUUGCUUGCUUGAAAUCAGUGGGAUCUCGCUGGUAUUAUUAGUGCUCACCCCUGAAUGUGACAUAGGUAUAACAUGGAACAGCUAUAUAGGUAUAUAAUGUAACAUGGGAUAAGGAAAGAGCAAGAUAUAUGAGUCAAACUGAUGUGCAGAUACACAAUCUGUGACCACUUUGCAACGUGGCAAUCCUGCUGCGCCUGCCUGUAACGAAAAAAACAAAUAAAGGGUUUCACUGCAAUUCUGAAAAAUGUCGUUUGCUUUAUAAAUACUUCCAACCUUACCACCUUACUCCUUAGUCAUCCUAAUAUUUUUUAUAACCAUUAGCCUUACUAUAAUUUUAACGUUCAAGUGCAUGCAGUAGUAAACUGUUGUACAUAUCAAUGUAUAUCUUAGGUUCAAGCCUAAUUUGGAAGCCCAAUGUUAAUGACAGACUUGUCGGCAGUAGCCCAAAUUCUGAAAAGGCCUUGGCUUUUAGCGACAUAUUAAAAUGAGAAUUUCUCGAAUAAAACGAAAAAAAUUAAUAAUUUAGACAUGUUAGUGUACAUAUUACUGAUUACUUCAGCUCAGUUUCUGCUGUUAUGGUACCAUGUACGAUCGUCGACCGCCUUGGACGUUGCCUGCCCAAUGAUGGACGUUUGACAAACCGCAUCGCAUUCUUAUCGAGGUUAAUGUGUUCGUACCAUUCUAAAAUGCAUUCCGUUUACGCUGACUUUCCUCUACGGCCGGGUGGCCGUUCCUUGUACGGCUAACGAGCUCUUAAUUAUGUAGCUAAUGUACUCUGUGUCCGUCCCCGGGCGUCUCCGAACAUUUGCAUUACUAAUGUGCCAAAUUCUCUAUGUCUCUAUCUCAACGUUAAAAUGCCGUAUUACAUAUAGACAGGUUACUGGUACCUAUAUCGAAGUGUAUACAACUUAACCUAGUGUAGAGACAGGGCUCGAGUCUUGUGAGAGGAAAAAGCUCGCGCUAGUUUUGUUAACAUGUAUGUAAACAAAUCGCAUUUGAUAUUCAGACCGAUGCACAUAUUAGUGGGAAAAAUUAUGUGUGAGUGUUCUAUGACUUAGUUUUAGUAUGUUAGUCUUACCAUAUAUACAGUUGGUAUUAUGGAAGGAGUACCGGUACACAGGAACUUGGAACAUGUCAUUAAUGAAAUGAUGGUAAAUAAACACGAAAUGUAUUUACUA